AUCUUUGCAUUCCCAGGUGCCAAGGCCAACCAUCAGAAGAUGAGAAUUGUUUGUCUGCUUGUCCUUUAGCAGCUUGGAGUGCAUGGGUCCCAGGUCAAUGCAUGGGACCCGAUAUAUCGUGCUCGCCUGGGACCCGUACCGAAACACGAACAUGUAGGAGUCGAGGGAAUGUCGUUGGUGACGUUUUCUGCGCAGGAGGAACUGCAGCUUCAACCAGGCAAACAAACUGUCAGGAAGACUUGUGCGCGUCGUACUCGGCGUUCACGUUCACCUCGUGUACCAAUGUGUGCAGAGCGGGCACCAGGAGUGGUGUCAGGAGUUGUAUCACAUCAGGGAAUGUCCCUGCAGGAUGUUUAACAAAACAAGAAUCUUGUUUCGAUGAAGUCGCGUGUGUACCAUCAUGGAGUGAUUGGUCACCAUGGGGGGCGUGUGGGGGGGCGGAAUGUACGACUGCAACAAGAACGAGGACGAGGACAUGUCCCGAUGCCUUGCCGACCAAACCGUGCCAAGGCCAACCAUCAGAAGAUGAGAAUUGUUUGUCUGCUUGUCCUUCAGCAGCUUGGAGUGCAUGGGUCCCAGGUCAAUGCAUGGGACCCGAUAUAUCGUGCUCGCCUGGGACCCGUACCGAAACACGAACAUGUAGGAGUCGAGGGAAUGUCGUUGGUGACGUUUUCUGCGCAGGAGGAACUGCAGCUUCAACCAGGCAAACAAACUGUCAGGAAGAUUUAUGCACGUCGUACUCGGCGUUCACGUUCACCUCGUGCACCAAUGUGUGCAGGUCGGGCACCAGGAGUGGUGUCAGGAGUUGUAUCACAUCAGGGAAUGUCCCUGCUGGAUGUUUAACAAAACAAGAAUCUUGUUUCGAUGAAGUCGCAUGUGGGACCAUCGACCUAAUGUUUGUAUUGGAUGGCAUGCAGUCAGUGACAUCACAAAACUUUAUUGUCAUCAAGAACUGGAUGCAAAGUUUUAUUCCGAGGCUGAAUUUACAAGAUGAAAAAAUCAGAUUUGGCUUGACGCGCUAUACCGGCAGUGUGGUCACUGAUAUCGAGUCAGGGGAAUCCCAGAAUCUACCACAGAUCAACAAUGUUAUUUCCUUGCUUCCUUUCACGACCCAAUCCACGAAAACCACGCUGUCAAUUACUUCAACAAUCAACAACAACUUUAACUCAGCCGGAGGUCGAUUCCCGGCAUCCAGGAGGUUGGUGGUCGUUGUCACCGAUGGACUCGCUCAAGAAACAAUGAGCGAUGUCAACACAUUGGUACAACUCGCGCAAACAAACAAAGUUGAAAUAAUUUCUGUUGCUGUUGGUCCGUUUGCCAACCUUGCUACUCUUGGAGUAAUAACCGGAGAUCCAACGUUCGGAAAUAUAUUUCAAGCUCGUACUUUUAACCUAAAUUCAAUUUCAACCCCUCUGUUCAACAAACUGUUUAACCCAUGAAACUGUUGGCUUCAUUUGUUUGGAUCUAAUUUAUCAUUUGCACAAAUUCUUUGUUAGUUUCAUUGUUUUGUUACUUGUUUUAUAUUUGAAUAUACUGAACUGUUCAAAUACACGAAAGGUUUUUAUGGUAUAAUGGAGGCACAAUGGUGGCAGCAUCCAGUCUUAAGAAAUAAUUGGUUUUUGAUUUGUUCUGUUGGGUUACAACUAUGUAGACGUAGUGUUAGAUUUUGACGGGCAAUUUGGAUUCUGUUUUUAUUUCGUCUUCAUAAUAAAGAACGAUGAUCCGACAGCU
Molecule: messenger RNA, 1731 nt
Organism: Ciona intestinalis (vase tunicate)
Lineage: Eukaryota; Metazoa; Chordata; Ascidiacea; Phlebobranchia; Cionidae
Source: RefSeq, a predicted model, not a curated record